Patiria miniata (bat star) is the source of this 3314-nucleotide messenger RNA. Its product is annotated as 1-phosphatidylinositol phosphodiesterase-like. The transcript is spliced from 2 exons. Gene Ontology annotation, molecular function: phosphoric diester hydrolase activity. Gene Ontology annotation, biological process: lipid metabolic process. The record is from RefSeq and is a predicted model, not a curated record. Bases 1886 to 2722 code for a protein of 278 amino acids. NCBI's taxonomy places the organism in Eukaryota, Metazoa, Echinodermata, Asteroidea, Valvatida, Asterinidae.
CAAAGUAAUGGAACUGUUUUAUGAUCUCUUAAACGCAUUCAUCUGUUCCACUGCAAUUAGGCCCCUAUUGGCAAUUUGCCUCAGCGACUAAACAGACAAGGAGAUCACCAUGUCGAAUUCAGACGUGAGCAGUACGAAAGACUGGAUGUCGGGAAUACCUGACGACUAUUCACUAACUAAUCUUUCUAUACCAGGCACUCAUGAGACGAUGAGCCUGUACGGUGGGCCUCCUAAACAGUGCCAAACGAUGAGCUUAAGCCAACAGUAUGACGCCGGGAUUCGCUUUGUCGACAUCCGCUGUCGGCAUUACAACGACGAGUUGCCCAUCUUUCACGACGAGGUUCCGCAGCAGGCAAACUUCAGCGAGGUGUUAAAGUCCACAACGGAGUUCUUAGACCUUCACCCAACGGAGGUGAUCCUGAUGCGCCUCAAGGAGGAAUACAAGCCCAAAGACAACACUCAGACAUUUGCCCAAACUGUCCAGGGGUAUGUCGAACAUUACCCUAGGGAGUCGGUCUAUCGAGGGGAGAGUUACCCUACCAUGAAAGACGUCAGAGGCAAGUUGGUCAUCCUUCGUGACUAUGACGGCCCUGCUGACUUCGGAUUGCCGUACGCCGAUCUCGAUGUGGAAGACCUCUGGCAAGUACCGAGCCUUUUUCCGGAAGACAUCGGCAGAAAAUGGAAUGCCACGCGCGACCAACUUGAGACAGCUUCGCAAGGACCGAUCGACACUGUCCUGUAUCUGACCUACAGUAGCGGGGCCAGUGCCUUCGCCUUUCCCGAGGCCAUCGCGGAGAGGAUUAAUAGGUAUUUGAGUGACUUCUUGAGCAGAAAAGCGAGAUGGGGGAUGGUUGCUAUGGAUUUCCCGGAUGCUGCACUAAUCGACAAAAUCAUCAACUCAAACGUAUAGAGAUACUCUCAAAGCAUUUUAAGGAUCCUUUAUAGGGACCCCUUUCCACAUGAUGAACUUUCGUUUUUUCUGCAUGUAGGCCUACUUCUAAAAAAAAUUAAAGUCCAGUAUUUCAAGUAUAACACUACAGUAUUUUUGAAUUAGUAUGCUAUACCAUAGAGCAAGGAACAGUAUACAAAGUGUUAUUAUGACACUACGGUUGUUAGGGCUCGCUUCGUGUACGUUCAAUUCAAAAGACCUCCAUGCAUUCCCAAUGGAACCGGUGAACAAAGCAAGUGUCCCCGGUGUCAACUCAAGCGAUGAAAAUACAUUUGUAUUUAAAAUCGUCCGUGCAUGAACCUUGUUGGAGAAGUUAACAAAUUUAGUUCACUAAAUCAGUACAAUGUGUAAGCUCUAUACCAUGAUGGUGAUCGUACCAUGGCGUUAUGAUCGGUGUGAAACUGUAGAAGUUCACGGUGUUGACUUUGGACUCACGCUGACCUAAAAGUUUGUUGUCGCUGUGUGUGGUACGGCAAAACUGAGCUAAAAAUAAAUACUUAAUGGAAUGAUCACAACUCGUGACAGUGAUGUGCUUUUUAAAGGUAUCCGGGUUUUGUGCUAUAGAGUAGGGCCUAUGUUACUGUGGGGGAAAUGUACUUCCUCAUCAGUUAUUGUAUACAAUUAAAUCUGUACAAUGAGUAUAGCUCCUACCGCGAAACAUAUCCUUGACAUAUGAUCGGUGUGAAACUAGAAGACUUAGUUCACAUUGUUCACAUGGAUUCACGCUGACCUAAACGUUUGUUGACAACUUGCGUUGAGGAAUUUCACGCAACGUGGUCACCCACACGCCCGCCAUAUUGGACGUCUAUACAGUUGCAGACUAGUAAAUAAACUAAACUGAACAAGGACAGCAAAGGGAAGAACAACCUGGAGAGGUCUGACAGAGGGCUACAUCCUGCAGUGAAUGGACGACGCCGUCACGUUAAAGAAGUAACAAUGCAGAAGAUGUUUCUAUUCAUUUGGCUUGCAAUGAUCAACGUUGCCACAGCAUUGAACACUAAAGAUUGGAUGUUCCGAAUACCCGACAAGUAUUCGACGACAAACAUAUCGAUGCCGGGCACCCACGAGUCGAUGAGUCGAUACGGAGGGGAGACCACACAGUGUCAGAACACAUCGCUCACCCAGCAGUUCGACAACGGGAUCCGCUUUGUCGACAUCCGCUGUCGACACCUCAACGACGAGUUGCUGAUCUUUCACGGCCCAGUGCCCCAGAGGGCGACUUUUGACGAUGUCCUGAAGGCCACGACUGAGUUUCUGGCCGCACAUCCCAAAGAAGCUGUCUUCAUGCGCGUUUCAGAAGAGUACACACCGGAAAACAACACCAAGACCUUCGCUCAGGCUGUCCAGAUCUAUGUAGAUCGCUACCCAAUCGGGGCACUCUACAAAGGGAAAGGAUACCCUCCCAUGAGUGAAGCCAGAGGUAAGCUGGUCGUCUUAAGAGAUUACGGCGGUCCAGCUACCUUCGGCCUUCCCUACGGUGAUAUGGAUAUCGAAGACCAAUGGCAAAUUGAAGAUCUGUCCAAGGAGGAGAUCCAGAAGAAGUGGAAUGCCGUGCGCGGCCAUCUUGAAAAAGCCCAACUGGGACCUACCGGCACGAUGUACCUGACUUACAGUAGUGGGGCCGGUGUCUUCGCAUGGCCUGACGAUGUUUCUGAACGGCUGAACAAAAUGUUGGCUGGUUACCUGGGCGAUAGUAAGGCAAAAUGGGGGAUGAUAGCUAUGGAUUUUCCCAAUGCCAAACUGAUUGACAUGAUUAUUGAUUCUAACGUCUGAAGUGAACUGAAUGUUUAAUGCAAAAUAUAUAACUAAUACCUGAUCUAUCAAAGUUAGCAAUAUUGAAAUGGUUUACAUUGAUGAUUAUUGUCAAAAUUUGGGCUUUUCCCAAAUCUGAUUUAAAAAAGAAGGACUAUUUUCUACCGAAAUGUCAAUUUAUCUAAAUGUGAAAAUUGUACCGGUGUUUCUCCGUCAAGCGAUGCAACCAAGAAUUGUUUUUCCAGAAAAGUAUUGUUUCAAAAAUCAGAAUGUACUUCCUUAUCCUUCACGGGAACAUGUACAGUAUUACAUUAUGGUGUAUACAAAUCCAGAAGUAACGUCAAACAAUUAUACUUCGACAUGUUUCCUUUCGACUGAUACAACUUUUAUUAAUAUAUUAGACGAAUGUGAAACAAAAACCAACGCAAACAGCCGACAUUAGUUUUGCUACUUUAAUUUCCAUUCUUAACUUGAAAACAAAUAAAUAAAAGUUCGUCGUCCUGGUGCUAAGUUUACACGCGGAGAAGAAAAAUGAAUGUGGAAUGGAAUGGACCGAUCCAGUAAGCCCCGCCCACUGUGCAUUUGGCAAAUUAACACGUGCUCCUCUCGAUCC